Molecule: messenger RNA, 2086 nt
Organism: Cylas formicarius (sweet potato weevil)
Lineage: Eukaryota; Metazoa; Arthropoda; Insecta; Coleoptera; Brentidae
Gene: Cpap1-i
Product: mucin-2
Exons: 4
Coding region: 204-1940 (578 amino acids)
Cellular component (GO): extracellular region
Molecular function (GO): chitin binding
Source: RefSeq, a predicted model, not a curated record
AUAAAACAUCCCAUUCAACCAAUUAUCGGGUCGGAAGAAUAAACUAUUGAAAUUGAAAUCGCAAAACAAGGUUUAUGACAGCGGGCAACAACAGGUGAAGAAAGAAUAUUACUUUUAAUACGCGCCGUAGCGGAUUUUUAACGGAAUGGGGCAGUGCAGUUUUUCUGAACCACAGGCCUUUUCCUACCUACAGUUUGGAAAAUAUGCCGAGCACCCAGUUUACUUGCCGUGAGAAAAUUUUGGGCGGUUACUACGCUGAUCCGGACACCCAGUGCCAAAUGUUCCACGUAUGCGUGAAGGUUGCCGGAGUUGGGGUCCAGGAUUUCCGUUUCUUGUGUCCCAACGGCACCGCUUUCGACCAAGACCAUCAGAUCUGCGCAGAAUGGGAAGACGUCGAUUGUGACGCGACAACUUUGUAUUAUUCCAGCGACAACUUCGAUCUCUAUCGUAUCGGUUCAGGAUUUGAAUCCAAGGCCGUGAAAUACGGCGAAGACGAGGAAACCUUCGCCCUCCAAAGGGCCGAAACCGGGGACGCUAGGAUUAAUCGCGAGCACCAGAGCCAGAGCAUCAAUCAGCAAAGAGACGUUUACAGGCCGCACAAGAGACCCCACCAAAACGAAAACGCCAACGACCGGGACAUAUUUAAGGGCUCGAGUAGCUCGAACUUCUUCAACAACCGCAACAACGGCAAAGAAAAUGACGAAGAUUACGACGACAACGUCAACGUCAACCAAAACCGCGAUUACGAACAGAAGAGGAAACUCGUGAGGAAGCAACAAAGGCGACCGGUUCAGCAACAGAACAACCAAAACCAACAACAGAGCGAGACGCAGACUAGAAGGCCUCAAAGACCGACGGGAUUCAUAAACAACUUCGCUGGAAGCAGUUAUAUUCCAACGUCGACGUCCAAGUCACCCACCACGGCGAACGAAGUGUCAUCCAUUAGCAAUUUUAGGAUAAGAAAUGGUCAGCGGCAGAGGCAGUUCAAUGGGGAAUCGAGUCCCACUCCCGGAUAUACGAUUAGCACGCCCGCACCUUUCAAGCAGAGCCAGCAACCCGCCAGCACGAAAUCUACGACUCAGUACAACAACGGUCAGUACUACAGUACCGGCAAGCAGACCUCUACCGAGAAUUACCCUCCCCAAAGACCUACGACGUCAUUGGUAACAUUUAACAAGCAAACUGAAAACUACCCCUCCAACAAUCCCCAAUAUAAGAGCACGUCUGCCUUUACCAAUUUCCAGUCGCCUGUUCAUGAUAAGAAGGCGACGUCGGCGCCAUUAAAACCGACGACGUUUUCUCCAAAAGCCAAACCGUUUAGCGUUCCAAACACUCAGAGUACGAAUACGUUCCCGACUACUUUUGCACCGAGGACCAACGCGGCGUACACCCAGAUUGAACAGCAGACUACCAACUACAACAAGGAGAGAACCCAGAGCAACUUCAACUCGCAAAGCCCUGCGUCGAGUACUCAGAAAUCGACGCCUUUCACCCAGUACACCCCUACGGUACCCAAGAUCACUUCCACCACUCCGAUCAGCAGAUCAUUUAGGUUCGAUCAAAGUCAGUACGACGACGGUUCUUAUGAUUCGAGGUACGAUUAUGAUGGUGCGAAGGAAGACGAGUUUUUGAAGACCGCGCACAGCCAGAAUAUCGCGAGCAGUAGGAACGAGUAUGAGAAAUCUGUGAGACAGUCCACCACUUCCACAACGCAGAGACCUUAUGAGUCUCCGAAAACUGAAAAUUAUCCCAAAUCGACCAGAUUCGAUUCGAUCAAGAACGUUCAGAAGCCAGCGGAGAAUAAACCAAGUCAGCCAUCUCCUAAACCUAUCAGUAAGAAGGUGAAAGAUGUCAGCUACGAUUAUGCUUAUUAUGAUAGCAUAGGACCGGAGCCUGAAUACGAGAUAGACACCGAAAUUAAAAGGGCGCCAGCGAAUUAGAGUUAAUCUAGAGUUACUGUUAAGUUACGUUUUAAAUUUCGGAAUAAGUCUUGAACAGUAUUUAAUUCCUAAUGCUUAGUGUAGGUUUACUUAAGCUGUAAGAUUGUACAUAUACCUAUUGUAAUAAAAUAUGUUGUUUUUUAAAA